This is a messenger RNA of Arctia plantaginis, 264 nucleotides long. NCBI's taxonomy places the organism in Eukaryota, Metazoa, Arthropoda, Insecta, Lepidoptera, Erebidae. The record is from the annotation of a GenBank genome assembly.
AUGAAAUUUAGUUUUCUAUUAAAUGGCAAAGGGUGGGAAACAGGUGAUCAGAAUUGGGAACCAACGAAAACAAUCUCAGUCAAGGUGUCCGGCAAGGAUCCGUAUGAUGCAACAGUUUUUGCUGUUAUCAUGAGUGCUAUCACAGUAAUAAAAGAAAGAUGGAAUAUGCCAACAGGAGGAGUGCUCAUGCCAGGCGCUGCCUUUUACGAGACCGACUUAGUCGAUCGAUUAAAAGAUGUUUUCACGUACGAAGUAUUGAAAUGA